Messenger RNA from Linum tenue, 1659 nucleotides. NCBI's taxonomy places the organism in Eukaryota, Viridiplantae, Streptophyta, Magnoliopsida, Malpighiales, Linaceae. The record is from the annotation of a GenBank genome assembly.
AUGGGUGACGCAAAGAUAACCGGUGAAGUGAUCGGAAUCGACCUAGGCACGACCUUCUCCUGCGUCGCCGUCGCCCGAAAGGGCCGAUCCGUCGAGAUCAUAGCCAACGACCAAGGCAACCGGACCACCCCUUCCGCCGUCGCCUUCUCCCCCGACGCCGCCGGUUUCGAGCGCCUCCUCGGCGAAGCCGCCAAAAACCAGGCCACCCUCAACCCCCGCCGCACCAUCUUCGACGUCAAACGACUCAUCGGCAAAAAAAUGGAAGUUAACGGCGAGCAGAAGAAAACCUUCACACCGGAAGAGAUAAGCGCCAUGGUGCUGGGUAAAAUGAAGGAGACCGCGGAAGCCUACCUUGGGAAGCAAGUAACCAACGCCGUCGUCACCGUCCCGGCCUACUUCAACGACUCACAAAGGCAAGCCACCAAGGACGCCGGCACCAUCGCCGGGCUCAACGUCGUGCGCAUAAUCAACGAGCCCACGGCCGGCGCCCUGGCAUACGGCGUGAACCAGGAUUCGAAGAGGAAGAGGACCAUUCUGGUGUUCGAUUUGGGCGGCGGGACGUUCGACGUCAGCGUUUUGAACAUCGACAAGGGUGAGUUCCGGGUGCUGGCCACCGGCGGUGGGGAUUUCGACCAGAGGGUGAUGAAGUAUUUCGUCGAUUUGAUCGAGCGGAAGUACAAUAAGGACGUUACUCAAGACCCCAAGGCUAUUGGGAAGCUGCGCAGAGAAUGCGAGAGAGCCAAAAGGGUACGUACGUAUAAAGUACUGAGCAGUCAGACACAAGCUAGAGUAGAGAUUGAUUGCUUCAUAGACGGGAUGGAUUUCUCCGAGCCACUGUCGAGGGCGAGGUUCGAGGAUUUGAAUUCGGAUCUGUUCGAGAAGACAAUGGAGGUGGUGAGGUCGACGCUUAAAGAUGCAAAGGUGGAGAAUAAGGAACAGAUCGACGAGAUAGUGUUGGUUGGAGGAAGCACGAGAAUCCCCAUGGUGAGGGAGAUGUUGAAGAAGGAGUUCGACGGGAAGGAGCCGAGCGAAGGGAUCAACCCCGACGAGGCCGUGGCUUAUGGUGCUGCCGUCCAAGGAGCCAUGCUCAGUACGGACCAAGACGAACUCGUUUUAUAUGACGUCACUCCCUUGAGUUUGGGGAUCAGUAGCCAGGGUGGUGUGAUGUCUGUGGUGGUGCCGAGAAACACAGUCAUUCCUGCAAAGAGAUCAAUUGGCAGGCACAUUACUGUUGGAGACCAACAAACUUCUUUUAAUGUCGAGGUGUAUCAAGGUGAAAGGCCCCUGGUCAAAGAUUGCCUCUGGCUCGGAAGGUUUAGUCUGGACGGUAUUGCCCCGGCGCCAAGGGGAGUUGCGGCAAUGAAGGUGACGAUGGAGGUAGAUGCGGAUGGAAUCUUGAGCGUGACGGCCAAGGACGAAGCAAGCGAAAACAAUUCGAAAUCCAUCGCAAUCAAGGGCUACAAACGGAAGCUGAGUGAAGUGGAGGUGGAGAGGAUGGUAAGAGAUGCAAAGGAGAUGGCUGAGCACGACAAGAUGGCGAAGGCACGCGUGGAUUCGAGGAAUCGCUUGGAGAGGUACAUGUAUGAUCUGAAGAAGGAUGUGUCUGAGAAGGUUAAUUAUCUCUUUAAAAGAACAAGUUACAACUUUACUGUUUGGUAG